This is a messenger RNA of Megalobrama amblycephala (Wuchang bream), 2562 nucleotides long. It is a transcript of the gene p3h4, whose product is annotated as prolyl 3-hydroxylase family member 4 (inactive). The record is from RefSeq and is a predicted model, not a curated record. Gene Ontology annotation, molecular function: collagen binding; protein binding. Gene Ontology annotation, cellular component: endoplasmic reticulum. The transcript has 7 exons. Bases 161 to 1318 code for a protein of 385 amino acids. Gene Ontology annotation, biological process: peptidyl-lysine hydroxylation; collagen fibril organization. NCBI's taxonomy places the organism in Eukaryota, Metazoa, Chordata, Actinopteri, Cypriniformes, Xenocyprididae.
GAUUAACAGUCCUUCAGUCCAGAUCUGGCUUUGUGAGACAUGCAGAGUUUUCCAUCAAACUCUCUCAACCCGAGGGCAACAGAUUAUACGUGCAUCCUGACAUGAAUCUCCGCUCUCCAUCAUUACAUAGGGAUCGGCGCCUACACUGAGGAGCAGAAGAAUGGCCCAGACAAGACUACUAUGUUUAUUCGUGUUUUUCAGUGCUGCAGAUCUUUUGUCUACUGCGAAGGCUCAGUAUGAAAAAUACAGUUUCAAAAGCUUUCCCCCGAACGACCUCAUGCCACUGGAGUCUGCGUACGGGCACGCGUUAGAGAUGUACGCUUCUCAGGACUGGAAACAGAGUGUUAAAUAUCUAGAGCUAAGCCUGCGGCUUCAUCGGCUACUGAAGGAUAGUGAAAAGUAUUGCAGUCAGAACUGCAGCGCAGGCCGAGAAUAUCAGGAGAAUAGCACGGACACUGCCCUCUUGAUCAUGGGACACAUCAUAAUGCGAGCCGCAUGCCUGAAAAGUUGCAAAACAAACUUUCCUGUGUUUUCUAAAACAUAUCCUAAACGAGAAACUUUAGGUGCUUUUGAACAGAGGAUACCCUACCGGUACCUUCAGUAUGUCUAUUACCAGAUGAAUGAGCUGGAGAGAGCAGUUUCGGCAGCACACACAUAUCUCCAGCGAAACCCUGGGGACCUUCUGCUAUCUAGGAGUCUCAACUACUAUAAAAGCCUGUUUGACAUGGAGGAAUACAUCAUAGACCACGAGGAGCAGCCCUAUGAGGCUUUAUUCCUGAAGGCUGUAAAGCUGUAUAAUUCUGGGGAUUUUAGCAGCAGUGCUCGAGACAUGGAGCUGGCAGCUGCUGAGUAUUUUAAAACAUACAACAUGUGUUUGCUGUCCUGUGAGGGGUCAUACGAUGUGCAGGAGUUUAAAGACUUUUACCCUACCUUAGCCGAUUUCUAUUUUGAAGUAAUGAAGUGUAAAGUAAAAUGUGAGGAGAAUUUGAUACCAAAUGUUGGUGGGUACUUUGUGGAGAAAUUUGUUGCCACCAUGUACCACUACAUGCAGUUUGCUUAUUACAAAUUAAAUGAUGUGCGUAAUGCAGCUCUGUGUGCAGCGAGCUAUAUGCUGUUUGAUGCAGAUGAUCAAGUAAUGCAGCAGAACAUCGCCUACUACAGAUACUACAGACAACAGUGGGGCCUGCAUGACGAGCAUUUCAAACCACGACCAGAAGCUCUUAGAUAUUACAAUCAAACAACCAAACUGAGGGAACUGCUGGAGUUUGCACAGAAUUAUUUACAGACAGAUGAUGAGAAUAUCUGCUUUGGUUUCUAAGGCAAUAGGUGCUUUCGCACCAGGUAGUUAUAGGAACUAGGCACCAGGGCAGUCCCCCGAGAACUGAGUUUCCCCUAGGGCCAUUUUCCUGGUCGCAUUUGCACCACAAAUUGGAACUCUGAAGUGACAUAAGCUGUCACUUGCGUCCUGCCACACUGGUGCAGCAGACUUUUAUUUUGGCACAGUUGACAACAACACAACCGCUUGUUUCUGCAAUGAUGUGUUUAUGUUGUGUUUAAGUGACACAAGCAAAAAAAAAAAGCAAAAUUUGGUAACACUUUCUAUGAAGCCUGUAUUUACAAUGCAUUAUAAGGGUAUUCUUAAUGCAUUAUAAUACAUGCAUAAUGCCUUAUAAACAACCUUAUAUUAUGUUGUAUCAUCUUAUAACUAAUCAUCAUAACAACAUGUACAAUACAUUAUAAUACUUACCUAUUUGUGGCUAUAACUUUUAAGAGUACAAUUAUAACACUUGAUGAAGUCUGCAUUUAUAAUGCAUUGGUAUAUUUAAUGCAUUAUAAUACAUGCAUAAACAACCUUAUAAUGUGUUGUAUCAUUUCAUGAAUAAUCAUAACAACAGUAAUAAUACUUAUCUGUUUGUGGAUAACUAUUAAGAGUAUGAUUUAUAACUAGUGGUGGAAAGAGUACUGAAAAUUUGUAAUCAAGUACAAGUACUAAAAAAGAAUAUGACUCAGGUAAGAGUAAAUAAGUAGUUUGCUGAAAACCUACUCAAGUUACUACGUUACAAAGUACUUCAGUAUUAUUUUUUCUAUUUUUACACAAAAUGAGGUGAGGUUAGCAAUAUGGAGCACUAAACACUCUCAAGUAAUCUGUUUUAUUCAUACUGGAAGCCAGAGGGUGCCCUCGCACAGAAAGUCCACAAGUGAGAUUUAUAGAAGUAUUAAACUUCCAGGAAAUCCCUUAUAUGGACAUCAGAUAUUGCUACAGCUGAAUAAACAUGCAGAUAGAGACAUUUUGAUUGAUGAAACAUUUAGACAAUAGACAUAGUUGAGAUGAUAUAUCUGUGCUUAUCUGUGUUCUUUAAGCCAUCUUGGGUAUUUUUUCAUAAGAAUAAUGUAUAUCUAUAAUGCAAUGCUAAUUGACAUAGCCUAUAUCAUAGAAUUUUAUGACAUAACAGGGUUCCCUUUCGAUACUUCACUCGUACGUAUGGGGAAAGGUCUCCUUUUUCCCCGUUACUGAAGCCUUUUUCAAUAACGCAGUGUAACUGCAUUGUCAUUGGUUCACUC